Helianthus annuus (common sunflower) is the source of this 2127-nucleotide messenger RNA. Its product is annotated as leucine-rich repeat receptor-like serine/threonine/tyrosine-protein kinase SOBIR1. The record is from RefSeq and is a predicted model, not a curated record. The transcript has a single exon. Bases 92 to 1957 code for a protein of 621 amino acids. Gene Ontology annotation, biological process: protein phosphorylation. NCBI's taxonomy places the organism in Eukaryota, Viridiplantae, Streptophyta, Magnoliopsida, Asterales, Asteraceae. Gene Ontology annotation, molecular function: protein binding; protein kinase activity; ATP binding.
AUAUGAAUGAAUGAAUGAAUUGCUGCAAUGCAAGGUCUCAAUAUAAUAUAAUAAUUAAUAACCACUCUUUUCCGGUCAUUCACCGCCGGCAAUGGCCACCAUCUUCCACUUGUUCCUCCACUUGUUCACUCUCAUCCUACUGGUCCAAUCCAGAUUAAACCUCCAAACCACCGACCAUGAAGCCCUCAUAUCAAUCCACAACAACUUGGGGAUCACCACCGGCUCCACCAGCAUUUGCAACGCCGCCGGAAUAUUCUGUGAACGGAGAAUUUCCAACAACACCACCGUCCUCCGCGUCACACGCAUAGUCUUCAAACACCGCCGCCUGAGAGGCUCCAUCUCUCCGGCCAUCGGAAAACUCUCAGAACUGAAAGAACUCUCCUUACCAAACAACCACCUUGUGAACCAAAUCCCAUUUGAAAUCACAAACUGCCGGAAACUUGAAGUUCUUAACCUUCAGAACAAUAGAUUUUCCGGCAAAGUCCCAGGCGGUUUAUCCUCCCUCGUCCGGCUUCGAAUACUAGAUAUCUCGUCCAACCAGUUUUCUGGGAAUCUUGAUUUCUUGAAGUAUUUCCCCAACCUUGAGAAACUGUCUCUUGCUAAUAACAUGUUUUCCGGAAGAGUGCCGGAGUCAGUACGGUCGUUUAGAAACCUCAGGUUUUUUAACGUCUCGGGCAAUAGUUUGUUAGAAGGCCCAAUACCGGUGAUGAAUCAGUUGGAAUAUAACAACUUUCCAAAUCAUCGAUACAUGUUAGCAGAAUCUAACGAAACAGCAGCAGCAGCAGGUGAUAGUAAUAAUAAUAAUGAUCUACAAGCUCCAGCACCGUCUCCUACUACCUCCCCGGUAGCAAAACAUAAACAUAAAACUAGCAAGGCAAAGAAAAUCAUACGUUGGAUCCUCGGAUUUUCCGUUGGAGCAGUAGCUGGAAUAAUAUGCGGGAUAAUUGCUUCCAUACUGUUUAAGUUGAUUUUGAACCUGAUUAGAGGGAAAAAGAACGAUUUCGGCCCUACCAUUUUCAGUCAGUUGAUAAAAGCGGAAGAUCUCGCCUUCUUAGAGAAGGAUGACAGUGUAGCAUCUCUUGAAAUUAUUGGAAGAGGCGGCUGUGGAGAGGUGUACAAGACGGAAUUACUCGAUAGCAAGAUCAAAACAAUUGCUAUCAAGAAGGUGAUUCAGCCUCCAAAAGAUGCUGCUGAGCUCACUGAAGAGGACACAAAGCUUCUUCACAAGAAAAUGCGACAAAUUAAAUCAGAAAUUCAAACUGUUGGCCAGAUCAGGCACCGGAAUUUACUUCCGUUGCUAGCCCAUGUUUCGCGGCCGUAUUGUCAUUAUCUGGUUUAUGAGUUUAUGAAAAAUGGGAGUUUACAGGAUAUUUUACAACAAGUUAAAGAUGGUAGCCGAGAAUUGGAUUGGCUGGCGAGACACAAGAUCGCGCUAGGGGUUGCAGCCGGGCUAGAGCAUCUCCACACGAGCCAUACGCCUCGUAUCGUUCAUAGAGAUUUGAAGCCGGCCAAUGUUCUUCUUGAUGAUGACAUGGAAGCUCGUAUUGCGGAUUUUGGGCUUGCAAAAUCUAUCCCGGAUGCUGACACGCACAUGACGAGUUCCAAUGUCGCUGGUACUCUAGGGUACAUCGCGCCUGAGUAUCAUCAAACGAUGAAGUUUACGGACAAAUGUGAUAUUUAUAGUUUUGGGGUGUUGUUGGCGACUUUGGUGAUGGGGAAGCUUCCAUCGGAUGAGUUUUUUCAAAGGACGUCUGAGAUGAGUUUGGUGAAAUGGAUGAGAAAUGUGAUGACUAGUGACGAUCCAAAACAAGCGAUUGACCCGGGUUUGAUGGGAAACGGGUAUGAGGAACAAAUGCUUCUUGUUCUAAAGAUUGCAUGCUUUUGUACACUCGAUAAUCCGAAAGAGAGGCCUGAUAGUAAAGAUGCUAGAUUGAUGUUGGCUCAGAUCCAACAUUAAUUAAUAUACAAGUCUGUGAAUCUAGAAUAAGGAUGCAUAAAAAUUAUACAUAGGUUUCCAUAUUAGGUAUUAUGUAAGAUGAAAGUUUUUAUUCCUGGUAUGUUCAAUCCAAAUGUUCGUUUGUAACAUGUUUUAUAUCAUAAUAAUCUUUUCUUCUUAAAGUAUUCGUA